AACAUCAUGUCCGUGACCAGGAGCACAAUCAGACCUUAAUAGAAAGCAAUCAUCACUCCGGGGAAAGUCGCACUUUGGGGCCGAAAGCGGCGCCAUUUGGAACCAAGCGCGCAGACAGUCUGCAAACAGCUGCCUUUGCUGCACCGAAGCAGCUUCAGGUGCUGCUCCAGAGCUCAUUGCUGUGAUUCACCGGUGCGCCUAUACAAAAACCAAAAAUUGUUUACUUCCUUAGAAUAAAAGGAAUUCAAAGCUCUAUCUCUACUGGUGAUCGGGGUCACCUUGAGUGGGAUCUAUGGGAAAACUGGAGCUCAGCUUUUCUCCUCUUCCUUGCCUCGGUGUAGUGGGAGCUCUCCUUCAGGAUUUAUUUUGGCUGUAAAUUCACACUUUUUUCAUUUUUGGGGGGGUACUGCACUUGGUCACCUGGACACUUUUCACCACGGGUCUCUGGGAGUGAUGGCGGCGUCUGCACCUUCUUCCUCCUCCUCUUCCUCCGUCGCAGGAGCGGAUCCCAACUCGACAAAUUUACGGCCGCCGGGCUCAAGUUAUGAUGCGUGGUGUGGAGUUGCUCAUGGAUGUACCAGGAAAUUGGGAAUGAAGAUCUGUGGGUUUCUGCAGAAGAACAACAGUCUGGAGGAGAGGGGCAGGACUGUGGGCUCCUUGAAGGAGCGCACGGCUAAAAACCUGAUGGCCUGUGAUAACGCAGGAGGAGAUGCGCAUUUCAGGCGGACUGAGACCGACUUCUCCAACCUUUAUGCCAGAGAUCUGCUACCUUCAAAAAAUGGAGAGGAGCCAACCAUGCAGUUCUUGCUGGAGGUUGUUGAAAUCCUCACCAGCUACAUCCGGAAGACCUUUGAUAGAUCCACCAAGGUCCUUGACUUCCACCAUCCUCACCAGCUGUUGGAGGGCAUGGAGGGCUUCAACCUGGAGCUCUCUGACCAGCCAGAGUCUCUGGAGCAAAUUCUAGUGGAUUGCAGGGAUACUCUGAAAUAUGGAGUGAGAACAGGACACCCCAGGUUCUUUAACCAGCUGUCCACUGGAUUAGACAUCGUAGGCUUGGCAGGCGAGUGGCUCACUUCCACAUCCAACACUAAUAUGUUCACUUAUGAGAUCGCCCCUGUUUUUGUGCUAAUGGAGCAGCUGACACUCAAAAAGAUGCGGGAGAUAAUCGGCUGGCCCAAUGGAGAGGGAGAUGGAAUAUUUUCUCCAGGCGGUGCCAUCUCCAACAUGUACAGCGUGAUGAUAGCCAGAUACAAGUUCUUCCCUGAAGUCAAAACCAAAGGCAUGGCAGCAGCACCCCGGCUGGUGCUCUUCACUUCAGAGCAUAGCCACUAUUCUAUCAAGAAAGCAAGUGCAGCUCUAGGCUUUGGAACAGAGAACCUUAUCCUUCUAAACACAGAUGAGAGAGGGAGAGUCAUUCCUGCUGAUCUGGAGGCAAAAGUAAUUGAGGCCAAGCAAAAGGGGUAUGUUCCAAUGUUUGUGAAUGCCACUGCCGGUACCACUGUCUAUGGAGCUUUUGACCCCAUUAAUGAGAUCGCAGACAUCUGUGAAAAGUAUAACAUAUGGCUUCAUGUGGAUGCUGCAUGGGGAGGAGGUUUGUUGAUGUCCAGGAAACACAAACACAAACUGAAUGGAGUGGAAAGGGCAAACUCUGUUACCUGGAACCCUCACAAGAUGAUGGGAGUGCCACUGCAGUGCUCUGCCGUUCUGGUCAGAGAGAGGGGGCUAUUACAAGGCUGCAACUCCAUGUGUGCAGGUUACCUGUUCCAGCAAGACAAACAGUAUGAUGUCUCAUAUGACACAGGGGAUAAAGCCAUUCAGUGUGGCCGCCAUGUUGAUAUCUUCAAGUUCUGGCUCAUGUGGAAGGCUAAGGGAACCGUAGGAUUUGAGCAGCACAUUGAUAAGUGCUUGGAUCUGUCAAUGUACCUCUACGACAGGAUCAAAAACAGAGAGGGAUUUGAGAUGGUUUUCAAAUCAGAGCCACAGCACACUAAUGUCUGCUUCUGGUACAUUCCACCGAGCCUUCGCGGCAUGCCUGAUGGCAAAGAGAAGUGCGAGAGACUGCACAAGGUGGCUCCCAAGAUCAAGGCUUUGAUGAUGGAGUCCGGCACCACCAUGGUUGGUUACCAACCGCAAGGAGACAAAGUCAACUUCUUCCGCAUGGUGAUCUCAAACCCUGCAGCCACCAGGUCAGACAUCGACUUCCUGAUCGAGGAGAUUGAGCGACUGGGCCUUGAACUGUGAGAGACAUCUGCAGAUCAUGUUCUCCAACAAGAACGAGCCUCAAGCUUUGCUUUAUGCUCCAUUUGCCUUUUAAGAAUAUUGAAAUUUAUGCUUACAGGUGUUUUCUGGUAAUGCACAACUAAUAAUAGUAAACCUGGCGUGUUUCUGUCAGUCCUGUCUUUAGCAAAAGUGAUGUAUGUAUUUUAAAACAUUUGCACAUCCAACAAAAAAAGAAAGAAAUAGAGCACAGUGGCAUUCUUGUUUGUUAUGCAAAAUGGAAAUAAACCCCAUCGUCAAGGUGAGGAAAUUGAAAUGGGGCCAUUUUCAUGUAGAAAUAAACCUGUUUACAAAGAAAAUGAAAUAUUGUAAAAAAAAAAUAAAUAAAAAAAUCUAUUCAUAGAUUACAUAAAGCUAUGUUAAAAUUAGUAUAUCAAAUACAUUAGAUGAUUUAUAAAAGAAAAAUAAAUGUUUUAUUGUUUAGAGAAUAACAGAUGGCGGAGUCAGUUUAGUACUGUGUGCAUAAAUAUACAUACAUUAACUAUAAUAUUAUAUGAGAUAAGAAAUUAAUUGAAGGCAAUUUGGGGAUUUAAUCUUUUCUUGUAUUUUGAUGAUGCUACUAAGAGAAUCAGUUACAAAAAAUGUACAUAAGAAUUUAAAAUGCAAACAGAAAUGUUGGAUGUUAAUGCACAGACACAUCCAAUGCUUGAACUAUUUGGAAGUAAUUAUUUUACUUUUUUUUAAGAUCAACUGAGAGUUUUGAAUCAUAUGUUAUCAACUGCUAACUGUUAGCUGGAUUUAUGGAGCCUAAGGCAUUAAUCACUUAACUUUACGUAAGCAAUAACAUUGUAUUUUUUCAUUAGUAGAGAUCCUGACAAAAUCAUUUUUCAGAUUGUGUGUAAUAUUAAAGAAGGGGAUAGACAUCUUUUUUUUUUUUUUUGCCUUGAUCUAAAAGUUAUUGUUAGCACAGCAGCUCAGGUGGCAGCUGCAGGUAGAUAGAAAAGCAGCAGGUGCAAUUAUUUGUCACUUCUUAUUAGAUUUUCACCAGGUAUGCUGAUGACAACACUAUGUUGUUUAGCUCAGUCUUGCAGAGGGAAUAUGUUCUGUAUUGGAGAUUCGUUUCCAUUAUGAGUUGGUUACCAACAGCGAAAAGACACAGCCAGCUUCUUUGGUGCAUGUUUGAGUCAUUCCGUAUUUACAUCAGAAACCAGUACUGUGAGAAUUUGCUCAUCUUUUGGGCUCCUAGACAAGUAUAUGCUUCUACAACCAUCAUGUUUGAAAACUGUAGAAAGGUACUGUACCUUCGAUGCACCUUGUUAGUUAUUGUGACUUGAAAAAUAAAAAAGCAAAACUAUCAAAGAUAAAUAAAACAAACAAAUGCAUGUUUGGUGAGAUGGUUGCCCCUUUUACAGAUGUCUCGUUUUUAUCAUUUUAAUCACACUUAAAUGUUUGAGAUCAUCAAACAUAUUUUAAGAUCAAAUCAAGAUAACUUGAGUAAAUGUACGACACCAUUUUCAAAUUAUUUUUUUUUAUUAAAUAAAAUAUACUCAAAUUAAUCUUCCCCCAUGGGUAAAGGUAAUAUCUCUCUAAAUGUCAUAACUGAUUGUUCUACCUUUGGCUUCAUCAAUCAGUGUUUUACAUAACUCUGGGGGAAUCUAGAUUUUUUGACUCACUCUGCGUCAAACUGUUUUUUUUAAUUAGGAAAUGUUAUUUGAGUAUAAAAGGCCUAUUUAAUGUUAUGCGAUUGGACAUAAACCAGAUUUAUAUCUUGGCUUUAAAUUGGCUUUUCCAAACUCUUAUUUCCCCUUCAAGUAUUCAAUAAAAACUUGAUUUUACUGGAGGUUGUUUGGAGCAUUGUCCUACAGAAUGACACAAAUUCAUUUUGUGAUUAAGUUCAAACUGUUAGUCAGAGAUUCUCCUUUUGUGGUUUUUGUUUACUUACACAGACACAGGUGUUCUUCAGUGAUGAAUUUGUUAUUAACAGAAACCAGUUGCCUACAAUACAGGUUCAAACCAGCAAGUGUGACCAGCUCAGAGCUCCACCUGGCUGCAUGACGUAAUGCUCAAUGUUCACAUACAGUAGAAUAUUCUAGAACUUUGUGGAAAAUGCAAGGAUCAGAAACUUCCAGAGAAAUUCAGAACUAACCAGAACAUUCAAGAUCAUACUGCAAAAAAAAUGGUUUAAGAUAUUUGGGAAAGUUAUAGAAAGUUCCAGAACAGGCAGGAAACAAGCAGGACAGUAAACAAAUGAACCAUUCUAGAUUAUUACACCCAUUACACCCCACCGCCAUGUUAGAGCAUUGCUUUUAUUUCUGUUUUUCUAAAUUUCUUUGUCAGUCUUGCACCAGAUACCUUUCAAAAAAUCCACUUUUGUUUCUUCAGUCCAGAGGGUAAUUUUUCCAAACCUCCUGGGGAUUAUAAAAGGUUAUUUAUAGGCUGUACAUGUAUUUCAAUUUUUUCUCAAGAGGGGUUUCCCAUUAAAAUACUUCAUUAGCUUUUUAACGAAAGCUAAAUAUUAGUGGCUUCGUUUUUUCACCUGUUCUUUAUUUUCUUCAGAUUGUGGCAUGGGAUUCAUGUUGUCUUACUGCUUCUGUGAUUGUUUUUUUUUUGUUUUGUUUCAAACAUUUAAGUGUGAGAUCCACAAAAAAAAAAAUCAAGCAAAAACCAAGAAACAAGUGGCAAAAUCAUUUUUACAAGCCACUGUAUCAAAAAAAAUUGAAGAAUUGGUGUGGUGUUUUUUUGUACAGUUAAAAUUGACUUUGCAGGCUCAAGUUGAGUUGUGGACGGUGUAAGGAUAUGGAAAAGAACAAAAUAAAAUCUCGUAAUGAAAGGCCCUUUAUUAAUAGCUCAUUAAACCUAUACUGCCAGUUUUUCUAGGAUGAAAAGAUUAAAAAUGUCAUAAAGAAUAGAGAAAAU
Molecule: messenger RNA, 5133 nt
Organism: Cyprinodon variegatus (sheepshead minnow)
Lineage: Eukaryota; Metazoa; Chordata; Actinopteri; Cyprinodontiformes; Cyprinodontidae
Gene: gad1
Product: glutamate decarboxylase 1
Exons: 17
Coding region: 454-2241 (595 amino acids)
Biological process (GO): GABA biosynthetic process
Cellular component (GO): cytoplasm; presynaptic active zone
Molecular function (GO): pyridoxal phosphate binding; glutamate decarboxylase activity
Source: RefSeq, a predicted model, not a curated record